Molecule: messenger RNA, 2124 nt
Organism: Cyphellophora attinorum
Lineage: Eukaryota; Fungi; Ascomycota; Eurotiomycetes; Chaetothyriales; Cyphellophoraceae
Product: Lipid phosphate phosphatase 1
Exons: 3
Coding region: 1-2124 (707 amino acids)
Biological process (GO): phospholipid metabolic process
Molecular function (GO): phosphatidate phosphatase activity
Source: RefSeq, a predicted model, not a curated record
AUGGGCAUCUUCUCGCGUCGUCGUGACUACGACGACUACGAUGAUCAAUACAGGCAUUCGCAGAACCACGGGACUGGCCUGAGCAAUGUGAACAAUAACCAAGGCUUCGGCCCAGGCUCAGGCCAUCACCACGAUCAGGGCUUCAACUCCAACGCUCCUGGCGCCGAACACAAUACUGGCUUCGGAACAGGCCAUAACACGACUGGACCAUUCCACGGCGAUACAAACACCCACCACGAUCAGAAUACCAUCAACCCCCUCAACAACAGCACGUCCGGCACGACCGUUGGCCAUCACAACAACACUGGGCUCAACAAUCCGAACACAAAUAUAUACAACAACAACUACCCCAACGACCACUACGACGACCGCCACAGCCGCCACCGCAGCCAACGCCGAGGGCGCAGGUCAGGCGGAGGCUUCCUACGCCGCCGCAGCCGCAGCCGCAGCUACGACCGCGAUUACGACCGCGGGUACAACAGUCACACCGAGGGCCGCAACUCAGGAUACGGCAGCAGCCUGAGUAAAGGCCGCCACAACCGCGACUACGACCACCACCAGAACUCCAGAAUGUCCAACCGCCGAUCCCGCUCCCGCAAGCAACGUCAAAUGUUCGACAUGGAGAGCGGCGCCUUCAACCACCGACCCAAGUUCGGCCAAUGGCUCAAGUUCAUCUGGUUGGACCUCCUCACCAUGGCCAUCAUGGGCGCCAUUGGCCUAGGAGUCUACUUCGCUGACCCAGCCCCUUCCCGCUCCUUCCCCGUAACCUUCGCCCGCGGCUCCCAAGACGUCGUGUACCCCGAAGUCGCCUAUCCACUCCGCAACGAGAUCGUGCCUAUUUACGCGGCCGCUCUGCUGGCCAGCCUGAUCCCUAUUUUGAUCAUCCUCCUGAUGCAGAUCAGGGUGAAGAGCUUCUGGGACGUCAACAACGCCAUACUCGGCCUCCUCUACAGCCUGAUCGCGGCCGCUGUCUUUCAGGUUUUCCUGAAGUGGCUGGUUGGUGGGCUCCGACCGCAUUUCCUGGCCGUGUGCAACCCAGACCCAUCGCAGUUGUUGGCGAAUGGGAACGGAUACCAGGGGAUCAUGUUCGAUCGGAGGAUCUGUCGUGGGAGUCGCAAGGCGGUGAAUGAUGCGCUGGAGAGCUUCCCGAGUGGACAUUCGACGGCGGCGUUUGCUGGGUUUAUCUACUUGUAUUUCUAUUUGAAUGCGAAGUUGAAGGUGUUUGCGAAUUAUCAUCCGCAUUUCUGGAAGCUCAUCGUCACUUACGCACCUGUCCUCGGCGCUGUGCUGAUUGCUGGCUCGAUGACCAUCUCUGAGUAUCACCAUUGGUACGAUGUGGUCGCCGGUGGCAUCAUUGGUACCGUCAUGGCGGCUUCGGCUUACCGCAUGGUUUAUGCUAGCAUCUGGGAUUUCAGAUUCAACCACAUCCCCAUGACGCGCCACACCCCCUUCAGCUUCGGCGCCGGAGCUGCAGGAGCCGGUGGCUUCGAAACCGCGGUCUUCACGCGCCGAGCAGGUUGGGGCACAGAGGAGGCCUUCGGCGGUGCACCGUUCGAUGCAGCAUACCACCUGCGAGGCCAGGUCAACGGCUUCAACACUGGAGUCCACAAUCAUUCCGAGAAGGGUGAUCACACUGGAAUCGGCGGCCAUCACCACAACAGCGACAAGCACGGUCUCGGCCACCACAACAAUGUAGACGAUGGCAACUACCGCCGUGACGACAUUGAGCACCACGCCGGAACGACUGGUGGGACGACCGGCGGACCUUUGACCGGUAACAAUACUGCUGGCGCGACAGGCAACACCACAGCUCUCGAUCACAACGCCGGCGUCCACCGCGACACCACCAUUGAUCAGCCUCGUCGUACCCUAGAUCCUAGUAACCAGAGCGGCUACCGUAGCUCGCAUGACGGGCAUAGGAGCGAUCACUCACUCGGUCGCGGAGCAGGCAAUAACAACGUCAAUCGUGAUGGCAUGAUCGACAUGAACAACCAGAACGAUUCCUAUAAUUCCGGGAAUGUGAGUGAUGGGAGCAAUCGGUACCGUCAGCAUAGAGGCAGUACGGAGCGGAGGGCGGUCGUUGCUGGUGGUCCUGGGGGGAGUGCGCCGAGUCAGGCGCUGUGA